AAUGGCCCCGGACGGCCCAAGGCAUGCCCAAGCCGGCCCCAGAGAGCCCCAAGAUGGCCCGUGGACGCUCCUCCGUAGCCAUUUUGGCUCAAGCCAUUGUGGUCCGGGCCAGCCCGCGCCCAGCCAGAGCGACUGGCCCACCGCGGCCCUGGGCGCGCCGCCGCACGCCGCGCCGCGCCAGAUGGGGUGUACGCCGAGCGCCGUCGCCGAGGCGGGGUGCGCCACCGAGCAGGGGCUGCCAGGCCGGCACGCGCGGCCUCCCGCGGGCGCUGCGGGGCGCGAGUGCCCCGAGCAGUUCACCAUCCGGCUGCACAAGGGCGCCGGCGACGCGAUCGGCGCGAGCCUCGGGGACGUGCCGACGGGCGCGGUGCUGUACUGCGCCGAGGAGGGCGGCCUCCUCGACAGGUGGAACAAGGAGAACCCCGAGGCGGCCGUGCAGCCUGGCUUCAUCAUCGAGCAGGUGAACGGGGUUCGCGGGUAUUGGGGCUUGCUGGAGGAGUUACGCGGCCCGGGGCCCCUCCACGUGAGGGUCAACACGGUGCCCCCGCCGUCGGCGGGCCCCAACUGGUUCGAGGAUAUCGCGACCAUGGCGAAAAAAAUCGAGCAAGACAGGAGCCCAUUCAUGGUCCGGCUGCAAUCGGAGGCCUUGCAAGACGAGAAGGUGUUCAAAUCCCUCCACGAAGUGGUCGCAUGCGAGGCUGGGCUCGACCAAUGCUCCAUUUGCCUCGUGGACGUCGGCCCCAACGAGGUGCUCACCGAACUUCCCUGCAAGCACGCCUUCCAUCCGCUGUGCGCUGCGCGCUGGCUCGUGCAGAGCUCCGCGCAGAGCGGCCCGAAGAGAAACAGCUGCCCGCUCUGCUGCCGCAAGUUGGUCGGCACGCGCGACGGCGUCGUGGCCGUCGACGUGGGGACUCUUCAGAAGCGGGGUUGACAUAAUAUCUUCGCAGUUUUUUGGCGCGGUCCGACGUGCCUGGCAGUGCUGGCGCCCGCGGCCAAGGUUCUUGCGGUUCGGGGAAGCAAAACACCAUACAUAUACAUGUUUGGAGCUGCGGAGCUCCGACGUUUCGCCUUGCACAGUGUUCUAGUAUCUCUCUAGUGGUGGAGAGGUCUCCGAACACGCGCAGUGUUGUGGUCUUGAAUUCGAUUUCUUGAGCCACCAUGCGCCGAUUAAGCGUAUCAUGAUGGGCCCUAGGCGACAUGCCAGAAAUGGUUUUAGAGUCACCUUUGGGCCCAGGCUCGCUGGCUGCGAUCGAACGUGCAUUUUUCGUUUUGUUUGUUCUCCCGUUGUCUUUGGAGCGUGCCCUGGCAGGCGUGCUGUUUUCCUGACCGUUCCCUGGAGCGGCCUUGACACUGGAGUAAUACUGACCAUGUUCUCGAAGAAUAUGUUUUUGUCCAGGGCUUCUGCUUCAAUUUCUUUGUGCCCGAGUUGACCUCCGUUGCCUCAGUGUUAAGGCCGGGGCUUCUCUGAGUGGACUGCGUAUCGUUGGCCUUGACGAAAAAAACA
Molecule: messenger RNA, 1504 nt
Organism: Prorocentrum cordatum
Lineage: Eukaryota; Dinophyceae; Prorocentrales; Prorocentraceae
Source: the annotation of a GenBank genome assembly